Messenger RNA from Paramecium octaurelia, 1505 nucleotides. The record is from the annotation of a GenBank genome assembly. NCBI's taxonomy places the organism in Eukaryota, Ciliophora, Oligohymenophorea, Peniculida, Parameciidae.
AUGUAAAAAAUUGAUAACUUUCAAAUGUAGCUUCAAUAGACUGUCUAACUGGGAUAGAUUUUUGAAAAAUUAGAAAGUCUAAGAAAAAUUGUAAGAAUUUUUGAGCCAAUCUAAUUUAGUUUUCAGAAUUAAUAUUAAGUCCAUUAAAUGAUAAUGAGAAGCUAACUAUAUAUAAUGAUAUCAAUGUUAUUUUAACUAGCUUGUAUGAGUAGAAAAAUGGUACAAUUGAAGAAAAAGAACAAAUUAAGAAUUUAAUGGACAUAAUGAUGAAUAAUCUAGAAGUGUAAGAAUUCAUGUUUAGAAUUGCUGACGAAGAAUGUAAUUAUAAAAUGUCAUAUGUAGCUAAUUAAAUUUAAGAAGUUAGAAGCUUAAGUAUUAAUUAUAAAGCAUCUAGAAUUGGUCGUGAAUUUAUAACAUAGAAGGCUGAGUAAUUAUAAUAAAAAUCUGGUGAGAAUUAGAUACUCACUUUAAAUGUGGAUGUUUGUGAGGAUUAAUAGAUAGAAUUUUACGAUAAUAAUAAUUACUUAUAAUAAUCAAAAGAAGAAUAGUCCUUAAUUUAAUCCCCACCUUCAAAAAUAUAUCAUGAAAUAGCACAAGAUGAAUUGUCAGAAUUGAUUAAUAGAAGUAAAUACGAAUUUGAUUAAACCAAAAUUGAUUAAGUAAAUAUCUAUAUAAAUCAAGGCUUAUGAAUAUGCAAAGUUGGCUUAAGAUAAAUUUUAAUCUAGUUUCGCGUACUAAUAACAUGCUGAAUAUGUAGAUUAAAUAAUUGUGUAAUACAAUUAUAUGAUUGAGAAUGUGAAAGAAUUAGAUUCAGAUGGCUGGUUAUUUGAUGGUCUGAGUAAUGGAAUUUCUGUCAAAUAUAAAUUUCCAGAAAACACUUCCACUGCCUCGAUGCUCAUGGAAACAAAAAUACCAGUAAAUGCAAUAAGAGUGUUGGCAUUAGUAAAUGAAAUGGAAUUGAAUCAUUUAUGGGUUCCCUUUUGCAAGAGGUCCUAUGUUAAUAAAGUAUUGAAUCGAGCCUGCAAGGUUUGCACCUCAGAAAUGUAUUUCCCUUUGAUUCCAGAUCGGGAAUGCGUUUUUGUAGGGGAAGGUUAUGAUAGAUUGUAAGUUAAUGGAACAAUUACUCUAUUAUCGAGAUCAGUGGAUGGUGAUAAAGAAUUUUUAGAAAAGAAUGGAAUUUUUAUUCCAGAGAAAUCUAAAUUUGUUAGGAUGUAUAUCAAAUAUUACAUUUUUGAAAUUACUCCUAUUGAUAAGGAUUCGUGUUCAAUAAGAGCUUGCACAAAUGUGAAUCCAAAAAUUUCUAUGGUUCCCAAUAGUGUCUUAGCUUAUGUUGGAAGAAAAGUAAAUUUAAUGUUAUUGUUUAUUAGUUUGCUCAUAUUUUGAUAUCAAAAAUAGUGAAUUAUGCAAAAACUUUUGAAAAAUCUCCUUUCUACCCUGUUUAUUAAGAACAUAUAGAGUUCUAUAAUUGGUUAGAAGAGAAGCUAAAAACUCAUCUUAAAUAUUGA